GUUUGAAGGGAGGGAGGAGAGAUAAUGUGAGCAGUUGUUCCACGACAGUGGUCCAAGCUCCAAAAGUAGCCUAAAGAAUGUACAUUAUAUGUAGCCAACUGUAAAGCGUUGUAAGUUAUAGCCUACACUAGCUACAAAAUUGUUGGUUUUUCUAUUGAUGCAAGUGCCUUGAGCAUUUUUCUAAAUAACGAGGAAAUAGCUGAGCAAGGACUGGUCUGUCAAAAUUAAAGUGUGAUAUAUUAACCUAAGCUGUCAUUUUCGUAGAGUAGCCUAGGGAAAGUCCUAUGAGGAAAGGGGAGUAAGAGAAGGACGCAGAGUGUUGGGACUAUCCACAAGUCUCUGAGGACCGUCUGAAGGACAGGACGACGGGAUUAAUAUUAUAGUUCCACGUACUUAAGGAAAUUCACAUGAAUGUUGCCAUCAACCAUCUACCGGUGAAGAACAUUUUUCAUUUAGGAGAAGCACAUUUGUCGUGCUUGAAACAGAACUUCAUAAGGCGGUUGGCGUAGACGGGGUGCGGGCAAUGAUGGAGAGCGCCCUAACAGCCAGAGAUCGGGUGGGCGUGCAGGACUUUGUCCUGCUGGAGAACCACACCAGCGAGGUGGCCUUCAUAGAGAACCUGCGAAAGAGGUUCAAGGAGAACCUCAUCUACACAUACAUUAGCUCAGUGUUGGUGUCGGUGAACCCGUACAAGGAGCUGGAAAUCUACACCAAGCAGCACAUGGAGCGAUACCGGGGAGUCAACUUCUACGAGGUCUCCCCCCACAUUUAUGCUGUGUCGGAUAACGCGUACCGCUCCAUGCGGACUGAGCGGCGGGACCAGUGCAUCCUCAUCUCCGGCGAGAGUGGCGCCGGUAAGACGGAGGCCUCCAAGAAGGUGCUGCAGUACUACGCCGUCACCUGCCCCGCGAGUGACCAUGUGCAGACGGUCAAGGACCGCCUCCUGCAGUCCAACCCCGUCCUGGAGGCUUUCGGGAAUGCCAAAACUCUGCGCAACGACAACUCCAGUCGCUUCGGAAAGUACAUGGACAUCCAGUUCGAUUUCAAGGGCGCUCCGGUGGGCGGCCACAUCCUGAACUACCUGCUGGAGAAGUCGCGCGUGGUGCACCAGAGCCACGGCGAGCGCAACUUCCACAUCUUCUACCAGCUCAUCGAGGGCGGCGAGGAGGACCUGCUGCGCAGGCUGGGCCUGGAGCGCAACACCUCACAGUACCAGUACCUGGUCAAGGGAAACUGCCCCAAAGUGAGCUCCAUCAACGACCGCAGUGACUGGAAGGUGGUACUGAAGGCCCUGACUGUCAUAGGCUUCAGCGACGAUGAGGUGGAGGAGCUGCUCAACAUUAUUGCCAGCGUGCUUCACUUGGGGAAUGUCCAGUUCGGAUCAGAGGACAGUGGGAGUGCGUGGAUCACGUCUGAGACGCAGAUCAGAUACAUGUCCAGGUUGAUAGGAGUGGAUGUUGCUGUUCUGAAGGAGGCUCUCACACAUAAGAAGAUCAUUGCCAAAGGCGAGGAGCUGAUGAGCCCUCUAAACCAGGAGCAGGCUGCAGCAGCUCGGGACGCCCUCUCCAAGGCCGUGUAUGGCCGCACCUUCUCCUGGCUGGUCAACAAGAUCAACGACUCUCUGGCAUUCAAGGAUGACUCACGGCUCUCAAGCAAGAAUGCCUCUGUGAUUGGUCUUCUGGACAUCUAUGGUUUCGAAGUCUUCCAAAACAACAGUUUUGAGCAGUUCUGCAUCAACUACUGCAAUGAGAAGCUCCAGCAGCUCUUCAUCGAACUCACCCUGAAGUCUGAGCAGGAUGAGUAUGAGGCUGAGGGAAUCACGUGGGAGCCUGUGCAAUAUUUCAACAACAAGAUCAUCUGCGAUCUCGUGGAGGAGAAAUUCAAAGGCAUCAUUUCCAUCUUGGAUGAGGAGUGCCUCAGGCCUGGAGAUGCCACUGAUAUCACCUUCCUGGAGAAGUUGGAGGAAACUGUAGGGGGACAUGCUCAUUUCGUAACUCAUAAGCUGGCCGAUGGAAAGACCCGGAAGGUCAUGGGCCGGGAAGACUUCAGGCUGCUGCACUACGCUGGAGAGGUCAACUACAAUGUGAAUGGUUUUCUUGACAAGAACAACGACCUCUUGUUCAGGAACCUAAAGGAGGUUAUGUGCCGGUCAGAAAACAAGAUCCUCACCCAGUGCUUCGACAGGGAGGAGCUAACCGACAAAAAGCGUCCAGAAACGACGGCCACCCAGUUCAAGACCAGUCUGGCGAAGUUGAUGGAAAUUCUGAUGUCGAAGGAGCCGUCGUACGUCCGCUGCAUCAAGCCCAACGAUGCCAAACAAGCAGGUCGUUUUGAUGAGGUUCUGAUCAGGCACCAGGUGAAAUACCUGGGGCUGAUGGAGAACCUGAGGGUGAGAAGAGCUGGAUUUGCAUACCGUCGACGCUAUGAGAUCUUCCUGCAGAGAUAUAAGUCCCUGUGUCCAGAGACCUGGCCCAGCUGGAAUGGCCGUCUGGUAGAUGGAGUGUCUACACUGGUCAAACACCUCGGCUACAAGCCGGAAGAGUACAAAUUGGGCAGGUCUAAGAUCUUCAUCCGAUUCCCAAAGACUCUGUUUGCCACUGAAGAUGCGUUGGAAACAAGGAAACACAGUAUAGCUACCAAACUGCAGUCAGCCUGGAAAGGCUACAGCCAAAAGACCAAGUACCGCAAACUAAGGAGCAAUGCCAUUGUGAUCCAGGCGUGGUGGAGAGGAAUCCUGGCCUGCAAGAAAGCCCAGCGCAGGAGGCAGGCGGCCGACACUAUCCGCAAGUUCAUCAAGGGCUUCAUCUACAGACACCAGCCUAGAUGCCCAGAGAAUGAGUACUUCCUGGAUUAUGUGCGCUACUCUUUCCUAAUGAAACUCCACAGGAGCCUGCCCAAGACCGUGCUGGACAAAAGCUGGCCCACUCCCCCACCUGCCCUGGCUGAGGCAUCAGAGCAUCUGCGCAAAAUGUGCAUGCAGAACAUGGUGUGGAAGUACUGCAAGAGCAUCAGCCCAGAAUGGAAACACCAAAUGGAGCAGAAAAUGGUAGCAAGCGAAAUCUUCAAGGACAAGAAAGACAACUACCCUCAGAGUGUCCCCAAACUCUUUGUGGGCACCAGGCUCAAUGGAGAGGACAUCAACCCCAAGGUGCUCCAGGCUCUUGGAAGUGAGAAGAUGAAGUAUGCAAUUCCAGUGACCAAGUAUGACAGGAAAGGAUACAAAGCGCGCUCCCGGCAGCUGCUCCUCACAGCAAACUGUGUCGUCAUUGUGGAGGAAGCCAAACUGAAGCAACGCGUCGACUACAACUCUCUGAAAGGAAUCUCAGUGAGUUCCCUCAGCGAUGGCGUCUUUGUUCUGCAUGUGCCAUGUGAGGAUAACAAGCAGAAGGGGGAUGUGGUUCUCCAGAGUGAACACGUCAUUGAGACUCUGACAAAACUGGCAAUCUGUGCCGACAAAAUCAACAGCAUCAACAUCAACCCGGGGAGUAUAACAUUCACAGGGGGUCCAGGAAAAGAAGGGAUCAUAGACUUCACUGCUGGCUCAGACCUGCUCAUUGCCAAGGCCAAGAAUGGACACUUAUCUGUGACUGCUCCUCGCCUGAACUCAAGAUGAUGACAGUUACUAAGCACUUCCUGAUUCCGCACUGGACUGCCUGUCCAGAUCCACUCUUCUGUCUGCCAAUCAUGACUGCGGACUGCCUCGUCUGCCACAUCAAUCACACACCGGCUCCAAUGACGGCAAACGAUUCUGCUUCCAAUUGUGAAUCUUCAAGCGAACUAAUCGAUAUUUAUGUUUAUAUAUAUAUAUAUAUAUAUAUAUUUGGGGGAUUAAUACUGUUGUUUUGAAUAUUAUAAUUGUACAUUUGAAGCCAAGGAAUAACAAUAUUUACUGCAUUUUCCCCGGUCCUCUCUUUAUCUGUUGCUUUUUCGUUGGGGAGUGGAAUCCAUUGAAAAAGUGCUAGAGAUAACCUCAGCUAUAAGUCAUUGAGAUAAUCAGGGUUAACUGUUAGUUUGUAUCACUGCUCUCUGUUCAGGUUCAUCCAUUAUUAUCUGUCAUAUACUCAGCUUCUGACCCUGUAUGCGACUGCUCUCAGUGCCACUCAAAGCAGUAUGCAUUACAAAGCCAUGUCCGUCAUAAUGGGCCUUGUCGUUAGUUUGGAUGUUGAAAUGAUCUCUCGUUAUGUUUGGGUAGAGAUGGGAGGAUAAGUCUGAGGUACACAUGCCGUUUUGUCUUUCUUUUACAUUGCCAAAUAAGUACAAAGUAAGUGAAGGGAAAUUGCUCAAAUUUUGUGAGUUGUGAGAGUGUGCAGGGCACAAAAUGGAGAAGUAUCAGGAACUGUAGGGAAGCCCACUCCAUUUCAGCUCUCUGGUUGGUCACUUUUGGAUUCACUCUAGGCCUACAAAGGUCUUAGACACAUACAUUGAGUGGUAACGCCCAGGCAAAAGAGACUUACAGAGAGGGGGAGAUGGGUAGGAAAUGGGGUAACUGUUGUUUUGCUUCUGUCUAAUUUGUCAUCCUAAACCAGUGCCUUUAUCUAAUGCAGACACUACCUUACUUAUAUUCCAUGUAUGACAAUGUUGAGUCUGAAAUGUAACAUGAGUAGCAUUGUUCUAUAUUUCAUACUGUAAAAACACAGCCAGACUCAAACAUGCAACUACACUUAAGGAUAGAUAGUCCCUCCAAUACACUGGAUAAAUAUAACUUCAAGUGUUCCAGUUGCAGGCAUCUUGGUAGUAUCUGUUAUUUCUGUAAGAGGCAGCAUCUGAGUCUUUGUCUCAACACUAUAGUCCAAAUGUUUUACACAAGAAAGACAGAAAGGUAUUCACAAAAAAUAUAUUGUUCAGAUUGUGUAUUCCUGUAAGAUUGAUUUUGUAUAUGUAGAUAUGAAAUGCUACUAAACAAAUCUUCCCACAUUAGACAAAACACAGCGUUAUGGUCUUGACUGUUUUGAUUGAUACCCGUUUUGUUCAGGCCAAGCACUUGAAAGACAUGAGUGACCUAAUAGUUUCUUUGUGUUGUUUUGUUUUGCCUUGCUUUGUACUGCAUAAUUCAUAACUAUUUAGAUUUUUAUUAAGCUUCUUUGAACCAAUUAUUCUCCAGUGAGGAGAAAUGUGAAGGAUGACUGUAAUGUGGUGGCAUGCUUUGGAUCAAAUGUAAAGUUAAUUGUAGAGUAAAACAACAAGACCAAAAACACUAUAUAUUUUUUUGUCAUUUGAAUACUUUGUAUAAAAAAAAAGACGCAACUGAUUUCUUAAAGCAUAAAAAAAUCAUUAUAAUUCACA
This is a messenger RNA of Alosa alosa (allis shad), 5283 nucleotides long. It is a transcript of the gene myo1cb, whose product is annotated as myosin Ic, paralog b. NCBI's taxonomy places the organism in Eukaryota, Metazoa, Chordata, Actinopteri, Clupeiformes, Clupeidae. Bases 524 to 3613 code for a protein of 1029 amino acids. Gene Ontology annotation, molecular function: microfilament motor activity; actin filament binding; ATP binding. Gene Ontology annotation, biological process: vesicle transport along actin filament; actin filament organization. The transcript has 32 exons. Gene Ontology annotation, cellular component: myosin complex; cytoplasm; plasma membrane. The record is from RefSeq and is a predicted model, not a curated record.